AUGGCUGUUCUACCCACCUACCUGAAGACAUCAGAGAUGGAAACUUCUGGUUUACCUUGCUACCAGAAGGAUGCCAUGUUGAUACUCUCUAGUAUGGGAAAUGAAAGGAUCGAACGAGAUGCCAUGUUUACCAGGAAAAAGGCACAGAGAGCAAGUCUGCGGACUCAUCUUAGGGAAAAGUAUAGACUUCCACAGAGUGAACAAGACGAAAAUCAAGUACAACUGGCUGGAGAUGAUAUUGAUUUGCCAGAUGACCUGAGAAAAAUGAUGGCAGAGGACGAAGAUGAAGAAGAAGAGAAGGAGUCUUUCUUGAAUCAUAUUCAGAAUAUUCAGAAUAUGGAUAUUGAUACAAUAAAAGAUAAAGCACAGGCUACAAUUUCAGAACUGAAACAGACUGCUGAGCAGAAAUGUAUUCUUAUGUGAUUUUGACUAUAAUUUGAUCCUCCAUAAACUUUGCUGUAAGUU
Molecule: messenger RNA, 465 nt
Organism: Protopterus annectens (West African lungfish)
Lineage: Eukaryota; Metazoa; Chordata; Ceratodontiformes; Protopteridae
Gene: CPLX4
Product: complexin 4
Exons: 3
Coding region: 1-423 (140 amino acids)
Biological process (GO): neurotransmitter transport; regulation of neurotransmitter secretion; synaptic vesicle exocytosis
Cellular component (GO): SNARE complex; terminal bouton
Molecular function (GO): syntaxin binding
Source: RefSeq, a predicted model, not a curated record